AUGGAACUCCCUGCCCUGGUCCAUGUUGUCCUCCUGGCCCUGCUGUCCUCAGCUGGGGCUCAGCUCUGCCCCUCAGAGAUGAACAGCGUCAAGGACCUCCUUGAGGUCAACUGCACUGGGAAGGGUCUCAGCACGGUGCCCUCCGCCUUGCCCCAGGACACAGGCAUCCUGCUGCUCAGUGCCAACCGCCUGGCGUCCGUCUCCACCGCUGCCUUCCUGCCCUUCGCUGGGCUGCAGGACCUCGACUUGUCCGACAACGGGCUGGUGGCUCUGCACGCAGAGUCCCCGCUGCCGUCCCUGAAGGAGCUCACCCUGUCCCGCAACGCCCUGGAGACCUUGCCCGCCUUGAAGGGUCUGCCUGCCCUCACCCAUCUGGCCUUGGCUCACAACCGUGUGGGCGUGCUGGCUCCGGGCGCUUUCCAUGCCACGCCGCAGCUGCAAUACCUGGACCUGCGGGGCAAUUUGUUGAAGACUCUCCCCCCGGAGGCCUUUGAAGGGUUGAGGGCCCUCAAGGAGUUGGACCUCUCUGACAAUAACCUCGAGGAGCUGCCCCAGGAACUGCUGCAGGACCUGCAGAAACUGGAGACCCUGUGGCUCUCAGGCAACCUCCUCCAGACUCUGCCCUCAAACUUCUUCCCUGAGGGUCACUUUUUUGCAUACGUUUUCCUGACUGAAAACCCUUGGCACUGUGACUGCAACCUGCUCUACCUGAGGGCCUGGAUCCGGCAGAACGACAUCAGCGUCUACCGGCCUGAGCGCGGUCUGGAGAAGACGGAGGUUGAGGUGGCCCCAGAGAGCGUGCGGUGCCACAGCCCGGACAAACACAAGCAGAAGCCCGUCAUGAACUUCAAGCCUGACUGUGGCAACGUGGGGGACGCCGAUGAGGAAGAAGAGGAUGAAUAUGGCUAUGGGGAGGUAACUGAUGAGGCAGCUCCCAAGACGUCCUCCUCCCACCUGCAAUCAACCACCCCUGAAGGUCAGUGGCCUACCACCUUUGCUAUCACCCAACCUUCCUUCACCACCACAAGGGCUCCCCUCAGCAGCUCCACUGGCUCCAUCCUUAUUCCAAGCGCUUGGACUACAGCCCCCAUGGCUUUGCCAACCACUCCAGCUGCUGAGACUGCCUUCACGCUCGCCCGCACUCAGCCGGCCAGUACUGCCACUGUCCCCAGGACCACCGCAAGCCCCAGCACCUUCCUCUCGACCUCCUCGCUGGCCAUCCCCAUGAGCACCGGACCUCCUGGCACCACCAUGCUCACUCCAGCCGCUCUCAGCACUGCUGCUGCCAGCACCCAUAUCCCCUUGUCCAUUGGCACAUAUGGCACCACCUUCACCAUGGCACCUUCCACUCCCACGUCAAAGACCUCUGCCACCAUCAGAUCUUCAUCUUCCUCACCAACAGCGCUGGUGAUCUCCAGCACCACAAUGGUGCCUUCCGCUCACCUGGCCACCACACGCGUCCAACAGCCUGUCCCGCUCUGCCCUUGUUCCGUGCCAGCACCGGCUGUACCCGUGCUGCGUCCACAGGCUGUCGUCGAGGGCCCGCAGUGGGGCCGGUGGGUUCUGAGCCAUUGCUGCCAGCUGCACUGGGUGCUCUACCUGGCUGCCUUGGUUCUGCUGCUCCUUUCCAUGCUGGCUCUGCUGGGUUGGCUGUUGUGGCUGCGUCUUGUGGGGUGGCCCUCCUGGAACCAGUCUUCCCUGCAGGUGCAGAAGAUGCGAUACCCGCUGCUGGGGAGGAUGGAAUCCAUAGAAGGUCCUGUGAUGCACCCCAGCAGCUUCACUAGUCCCCCGCAGCGCCCCACUUUCUGCACCAUCAAGGAAGUGGAGUUGUACCCUGCGACGUCCUACACGUACUGCACUAUUAAAGACCUGGCACUGCAGCGCAACCCUCCUGCAAGAGCCUCCUUCUGCACCACAAAGGAGCUGUGGAUCCAGCAUCAUCCCCUGGAGGCCACAUUCACGACUUUCUCCAGGAAUCUGUAACUCCUAAACCUUGGCUUGCUGAGAACCCCUUCUGCUUAUAGCCUGGAUAGGGCUUUUGAGGCCAUCUGUGCUGCUAGAAUGAAAUAUGCUGGUGACACCUUGUGA
Messenger RNA from Tinamus guttatus (white-throated tinamou), 2088 nucleotides. RefSeq names its product glycoprotein Ib platelet subunit alpha (gene GP1BA). Gene Ontology annotation, biological process: long-term memory. The record is from RefSeq and is a predicted model, not a curated record. Gene Ontology annotation, cellular component: plasma membrane. Gene Ontology annotation, molecular function: protein binding. Lineage: Eukaryota; Metazoa; Chordata; Aves; Tinamiformes; Tinamidae.